AUGGCAAGCCGCCAAGUCUCGACCUGGCUCGAUACAAUACUAUCAGACUGUGAUAACCAGCCCAAAUCUGUAUCAGGAAUUCCAAGCCCCAGUCAUAAGCGACGUCGACUCCAGCCUCCGACACCAGAAUCGUCUGCAAGACAGGCAAACGACAACGUAGCACCACAGGCCUCUCACAGCAACGAGCGCGAACGGACGCCACGAGACGAGCCAAGGUCCUCGCCUCGUCUUUCACAACCACUAGACGACGCAUCGAGUGGAUCGGGGGAGACCUGCUCGUUGGGGAUUUUCGGACAGGUGCAUGAUUGGUAUGGGGUGAAGGAUCGUGAACUCAGUGAGUUCAACCCAUUACCGCCAUCUCUACAACUCCUGCUCGAGUAAAUCAAACG
Messenger RNA from Ilyonectria robusta, 389 nucleotides. RefSeq lists its product as uncharacterized. NCBI's taxonomy places the organism in Eukaryota, Fungi, Ascomycota, Sordariomycetes, Hypocreales, Nectriaceae. The transcript has a single exon. The coding region runs from base 1 to 381 and encodes 126 amino acids. The record is from RefSeq and is a predicted model, not a curated record.